AGCACUUCCUCGAAAUAGAAUCACAUGACUUACAAAGCACUGCGAGAGAUGUCUACACUAACUCUGGCUCUUUUUAGUGCAUUAAUAUGUUGUUCCUUGACAGAGAAGCCAUCAAAUGUUACAUCUCCAAAUAUUAUCAUCAUGCUCAUGGAUGACAUGGGCUGGGGGGACUUAGGGGUGCUUGGCCAGCCCUCUAAGGAAACCCCAAACCUAGGUGCCAUGGCUUCUCAGGGAAUGCUGCUACCAAAUUUCUACACUGCUAACCCGCUGUGUUCCCCAUCCAGAGCUUCACUUCUCACCGGGAGGCUUCCUGUUAGAAACGGAUUCUACACCACCAACGCCCACGCCAGAAACGCGUACACGCCACAGGAGAUAGUGGGAGGAAUCUCUGACGAUGAGAUUUUGUUACCUGAGAUGCUGAGGAAAAAUGGCUACGUCAGCAAGAUAGUUGGCAAGUGGCAUCUGGGCCACAGACCUCAGUACCUGCCUCUGAAGCGCGGAUUUGAUGAAUGGUUUGGAGCACCAAACUGCCACUUUGGCCCCUACAACGACAACAAGGCACCAAACAUCCCCGUCUACAACAACUCUGAGAUGGUUGGCAGAUACUACGAGGAGUUUAUGAUCGACAGGAAGACCGGAGAAUCCAACCUCACACUGAUCUAUUUGAGGGAAGCUCUGGACUACAUAGUUCGUCAGUCUGAAUCUGAGCGGCCCUUCUUCCUCUACUGGGCCCCUGAUGCCACUCACGCUCCGGUCUACGCCUCCAAACGCUUCCUCGGGAAAAGUCAGCGAGGCCGGUACGGUGAUGCAGUGAUGGAGCUGGACUACAGCGUAGGUCAGAUAUUGGCGCAGCUGAAGGGUUCAGGCGUAGAGAAGAACACCUUCGUCUUCUUCACUUCAGAUAAUGGAGCUGCUCUCAUCUCUGCACCAGACCAAGGUGGCAGCAACGGGCCGUUCCUCUGCGGGAAGCAGACCACCUUUGAAGGGGGCAUGAGGGAGCCUGCCAUCGCCUGGUGGCCUGGACGCAUCAAAGAGGGCACGGUGAGUUUCCAGUUGGCCAACGUGAUGGAUUUGUUCACCACGAGUCUGGCUCUGGCAGGCAUCAGACCUCCUGAUAACAGAACCCUUGACGGUCUGGAUCUGACACCAGUACUCCUCAAAGGCUAUGUGGGUCCUCAGACACUCCAGAACAGGCCGAUCUUCUACUACCGUGGGAAUGAGCUGAUGGCUGUGAGACUGGGACAAUACAAAGCCCACUACUGGACCUGGAGCAACUCGUGGAAGGAGUUCAAUUCGGGCAUCAACUUCUGUCCAGGUCAAGAGAUCCCAGGCGUGACUACUCACGAGCAGAAAGAGCACACAAUGCAACCUCUCAUUUUCCACCUGGGCCGGGAUCCUGGAGAAAAGUACCCCAUCAGUGUUUCGACUAAAGAGUACCAGGAUGUACUGAGCAGGAUCACUCCAGUUGUGCAGCUGCAUAAGAAGACCCUGGUGCCCGGAUAUCCCCAGCUCAACAUGUGUGACGUAGCCGUGAUGAACUGGGCCCCUGCAGGCUGCGAGAAGCUCGGAAAGUGUCUCAAAGUGCCAAAGUCCGAUCCCAGGAAGUGUGACUGGCCGCACUGAGAAGAACCAGAAGCCGGGAUGAGGAAGCAAAACCUGAAGCUGUGCCUUUCUACAAAACAAUCAAACUCAUGUUUCAAAGUGUAAGAGUUGUAAAUUAUUUUUGUACAAAGUUGAAAAGAGGUUGGAUAUAAAAUCAAGGGAAUUAUUUUAGUUUGACAGCAGUAGAUUGAUUAUGCCAAUCAUUUUUGAAGUGUUUGUUUUAAUGAUUCAUCUCGGGGUCUUAAUGUUGGAGACAGUGAUUCACUCAAAACUCAUUUUACUGUUUCAGAGAAGGGAAAUGUAUUCAAUGUGAUCAUUCUUAAAGCAAUAAAGAUUACAGUUUUUAA
Molecule: messenger RNA, 1949 nt
Organism: Notolabrus celidotus (New Zealand spotty)
Lineage: Eukaryota; Metazoa; Chordata; Actinopteri; Labriformes; Labridae
Gene: galns
Product: galactosamine (N-acetyl)-6-sulfatase
Exons: 14
Coding region: 25-1623 (532 amino acids)
Molecular function (GO): N-acetylgalactosamine-6-sulfatase activity; arylsulfatase activity
Source: RefSeq, a predicted model, not a curated record